Rubroshorea leprosula is the source of this 1745-nucleotide messenger RNA. NCBI's taxonomy places the organism in Eukaryota, Viridiplantae, Streptophyta, Magnoliopsida, Malvales, Dipterocarpaceae. The record is from the annotation of a GenBank genome assembly.
UUCUGCAUUUUUUAUGCAACAGAGAGAAGAGAGAAGGCCUAGGUGAGCGGUUUCUGAUUGAAUUUUGAACCAAAAAUGUGGAAGCUGAAGAUUGGAGAGGGCGUGGACGGUCCCUACCUCUACAGCACAAACAACUACGUAGGGAGACAGACGUGGGAAUUCGAUCCCGACGCCGGUACCCCUGAAGAAAGAGCCCAGGUGGAAGAAGUUCGCCAGAAUUUCUACAGGAACCACCGCCAGGUUAAGCCUUGUGGCGACUUCCCCUGGCGAAUGCAGACUACGACGAGAUUAGGAUUCAAGCUCACCAUUGCAUAUUGGGGCAUGGGCUCAUCGCUGACAAGAUUUAGGUUUCCUGCUUCAAUGGAUAACCCAAAUCUGGCCCAACAACCACCUGGAGGGACCUGGUUUAUGGAUGAGCUCACCACGGCCAUAAGCUUUUUUAGCACCUCAUGGGUUUUAUGCGAACUCAGCCUCAAUCUCAAUGAGCUGAGGCAGAAUCGCGGUGUCUUGAAGCAGGCACAUGUGUCCAACGAUUUUUAUUUGCUAGAGUCCAUUACGCCAGAAAGUAGCACCAGUUCAAGCACGGUUAAGGGGUCCAGUAAUCACCAUUCUUCUUCUUCUUAUAAAAGUCUGUCUUCUGAAGCAACACCUAGUGAUGAUGAGGGUUCGAGGGUAGGAAAUGGCAUUCCAACCAUGACCAAUAUGGAAGAGAGUGAACCAAUAAUGGGUGUGUGGGAGAAUAAGCCCCUUGUUGGGAAAUUAGAUAAUAUUCGUAAGGCAUCACAAGAUUUUUCAAUCGAAAUUAGUUUCACGGUGGUGCUUCAUCAUGACGUGGUGGACAAUGCGGCCAUCAAUAAGGUCGCAAGAUGGAAGAGGCUGUUCAUUUUUGUUCGCGAUGCACGAAUGAAAAGGGUGAAUAAUGAGCUCGUUGCUCACAUGUCUGAGUGGCGGACAGCCCAAACAUAUAUGAAUUAUCCCACACUAGUGCCAAGUGAUGUGGAUCUAAAGAACGCAUUGCUAGAUUACGUUGAGGAUGAGGGAUUGGUGGAUUUUAAGGCCUUGGUUACCCUUAAGCAGUUAGCGGCGUUUGGGUUUGUAGAUAUUGCAAACCUAUAUGUCGAAGGAGAAAUGAAUAGCAUGUUGGAAAGGCAGCAUGAACAAGCACAGAGGUCUAGAGGUUGGCGGGCAAAAUCUAGCUUGCACAUGCACAACUGCUUCCUCCCUCGGAUUCAUGUUGAUGCCAAAGAGAAGAGGUGGAUGCUGAUGACAACAUGCUGCCUCUUGUGCGACGUUGAACGAGCUCUGGGAUCCAUUCAACCCUUGUACGUUUGUCUGAGAUCCCUCCAACUGCGUCAAUUGGUGGAACUGAAGCUAGGGAUGCAUAGCUUCGUGCCUCUUGUUUAUAGGCAAAAGGUCAAAAGUUACGUGCAAGAGAAUGGGGGUAGGGUUGCAAUGCUUAAGCUGAUGGAUGCCACUUGGGGGCAGACACGUGAGUUGGCCGAGAAAUGCAAACGCAUGUUUGUAGAAAAGGCCAGCCUAGAGGAUGAGGUUAAUAACCUUCAGAGCUCAGUGAUGGCCAACAGAGUUGCUGCAAUUGAAAGCCAAGCAAAUGGGUUGAAUAACUAGCUACUCGAGUUAAGAGAACAGCUUUAAAGAGCUCAGGCAGAGAAGGAGAAUGGCAUCCUAGCUGUUAAAGAGGAUGUGUAGCAAGUUGAGGAAUGUGCAAAGAAAGUAGUGGUUGAACG